GUGUAGACCUAGACCUGGCAAGAAAAGAAGAGGAGCAGCAAAUGCUACAGGAUGCCCGACAGUGGCUGAACAGUGGGAGAAUUGAAGAUAUAAAGCAGCCUCGAACAGGUGCCACAGCUCUUCAUGUUGCUGCAGCAAAGGGCUAUUCUGAAGUCAUGAGGCUCUUGAUCCAGGCUGGGUUUAAUUUGAAUGUCCAGGACAAUGACGGGUGGACUCCGCUGCAUGCUGCUGCGCACUGGGGAGUGAAGGAAGCUUGCUCCAUCCUGGCUGAGGCACUAUGUGAUAUGGACAUCAGGAACAAGCUGGGCCAGACGCCAUUCGAUGUGGCUGAUGAGGGCCUAGUGGAGCAUUUAGAAAUGCUGCAGAAGAAACAGACUGUGUUGCGAAGUGAGAAGGAGACAAGGAAUAAGCUAAUUGAAGCUGACAUGAAUGGCAAGCCUCAAAGCGGACUCUUCACCAA
Molecule: messenger RNA, 460 nt
Organism: Fulmarus glacialis (Northern fulmar)
Lineage: Eukaryota; Metazoa; Chordata; Aves; Procellariiformes; Procellariidae
Product: protein phosphatase 1 regulatory subunit 12B-like
Exons: 4
Cellular component (GO): cytoplasm; Z disc; A band
Molecular function (GO): enzyme inhibitor activity; phosphatase regulator activity; protein binding
Source: RefSeq, a predicted model, not a curated record